GAUACAAUGAUUAUAUAUCGUUUUUUGAGAAUUCGACUAAAUAUAAAUGAAUUAUAUUAUUACUCCACAUUUAAUUAUUUUUAUUCUUAAUAAUCAAAAUUAUGUGACGAAUUCAAUAAAAUAGUUGAUUACACCCCAUAAAAUCUACAAUUCUACAAUCUACAAGAUAAGAUAAUUUCAAGAAACUUUCAUAUUGUAAUUGUAAUUUAUAUUUUUCAUCCUAUCCUCCCAAAAAUCUAACUAAAAAAAAAAAAAAAAGACAAAACCCUAACUUGCACCAACGGGAAAAAAAAAUUGAGAAUAACAAUUAAAAAUCUCUUCUCCUCUCCUCUCCACUCAACACCUCUCCACCACCAUCGCCAUUACCAUGUCCGUCGACGGCGCAUAUGAUCGGAGAAAAGACCAAUCACCGGCGAUCACCGCCGUCAACGGCAACAUCAACGGCAAUGGAGUCACGCUUUCUUCGACGCCAACUUUCUGUCUGUCGUUGAACCCUAACAAAGAGCACAAACCCGACAAUUACGAUGACCUAGCAUUGGAGUACGAUCCAAUGCUUUUUACUUGUCUUGAACGUUACUUGCCUCCUUCGUUGUUGAGCUCUUCUCGUGAUUCUAAGCUUCAUUUUAUGCGGGAUAUUUUGCUCAAGUAUUCGCCUGAAGGAGAAAGAAUUAGGAAGCAUCGGGAAUACAGGCAGAAGAUUAUUUCGAAUUAUCAGCCACUUCACAAAGAGCUGUAUAGCAUGCAUGCCACAAACUUCUUUGUCCCCUCGUUUCUUAAAGCAAUUCAUGAUAAUACAGAAGAAAGUUUUCGAAGUAUAAUGUCUGAGCCUGCACCUGGGAUUUUUACCUUUGAUAUACUACAGCCUCAGUUCUGUGAUUUGUUACUGAAGGAGGUAGAAAAUAUUGAAAAGUGGGUUUGUGACACAAAAUGCAAAAUCAUGCGGCCAAAUACAAUGAAUAAUUAUGGUGCUGUUCUUGAUGACUUUGGCAUGGAAACUAUGCUUCAUAAACUAAUGGAGGAUUUUGUACGUCCCAUCUCUAAAGUUUUCUUCCCCGAAGUUGUUUUCUACCCUGAAGUUGGUGGAUCCAGUUUAAUUUCUCAUCAUGGAUUUGUUGUCCAAUAUGGAAUUCAUAAGGAUAUUGACUUAGGUUUUCAUGUGGAUGAUGCUGAAGUCACUUUGAAUGUAUGCUUAGGCCAGGAGUUUUCUGGUGGAGAAUUGUUCUUUCGAGGUGUUAGAUGUGAGAAACAUGUUAAUACGGAAACACAGGCUGAGGAAUCAUUAGAUUACUCCCAUGUUCCUGGACGUGCUAUUCUUCAUCGUGGUCGCCAUCGCCAUGGAGCUCGUGCCACUACUCAAGGGAGGAGGGUCAACUUGAUUUUAUGGUGCAGAAGUGCCGUCUUCCGGGAGCUGAAGAAAUAUCAGACAGAUUUCUCUAGCUGGUGUGGGGUGUGUCAACGGGAGAAGAAAGUUAGGCAGCAGUUGUCAAUUUCUGCAGUGAAAGAGGAAUUGUUGAAGAAGGAAGGGGAAUCAACAUCCUAAGCCACUUGUAUCUAUGGCCACCUUGUUAAAACUGGGGUCAUCCUAGUAGAGAAAAAUAUUAAUAUUUUGCCAAUAUUUAGCAGUAAGGAGUAAAGGUCUUGCCGUAUGAUUUUGUUGUAAAUUUGGGUCUUCAUAUUCUUGUAUUGUCUCGUGUAUGUAGUAGCCAUACUCUUCAUAUAGGCUAACUCAUACUCAGCUUUCAUAAUGUGAGAGGAGCAUUGUAUCCUUUUUGCAUCAGAUGUUUCCUCAUAUUUUUCAAGUAGUUUCGAAAAUAGUCAUUGGUUUGUGAAAUUUGUAUGAGAGGAGCAGUUUCUUUUUUAUUUUCCUGCAUUUGAUAUUUCAGAUGCAUCAAUAUUUGGUCAGAUUUUAGAAAA
Molecule: messenger RNA, 1914 nt
Organism: Chenopodium quinoa (quinoa)
Lineage: Eukaryota; Viridiplantae; Streptophyta; Magnoliopsida; Caryophyllales; Amaranthaceae
Exons: 10
Coding region: 368-1540 (390 amino acids)
Molecular function (GO): oxidoreductase activity, acting on paired donors, with incorporation or reduction of molecular oxygen; L-ascorbic acid binding; iron ion binding
Source: RefSeq, a predicted model, not a curated record